GGAAUCACUUCUGAUAUAUACCAUACUCUCAUCGAAGUGCAAGAUUUAUAAACUGUAAUAACAUAUUUCAAUUAUUUAGUGGUAGAAAUUUGUUGGGGAUUGGGAGUAGUAUUGAUGUUUUAGGCUGUACCAAUUACAGAUACUGUAUAAGCAUCAGGAUCGAACGGCAUCAGGGGCGAUGGCUAGGCUGGACAGUCCCUCCUAGCAACGAUCCUGCUUUUGAGAUGUGAAAUGUGGUCACAGCUUGCUGAUAAAAACGUGGUCACUGCUUGCUGAUGAGAAUGCUGGUGUUCACGAGCAAGUGCUUGUGUAGGCUGCUCUAGAUCUUGUACAGAGAACAUCACCAAUGACAGUAGAAACAUGGUCACCACACUCAUAAGAACACACCAGGAACCCUACUUGCAACAGUCAAGCAGCAUAUGCUGGUCUGGUUUGGUCAUGUGACCUGGCACAACACUGUCGAAGACUGUCCUUUGAGGUACUUAGGAGGGUGCUCGAUGCCGCAGUGAUCAGAAGAAGAAUCUUCUCAACAAAGUAAGAGAGUGAACUGGUCAUCCUGUGCAGGACCUGCUCAUUAUCACCUAAGUGAGCGGCAGGCUUUGUCAGCUGCUGCCAUCUAUCCAUGUGCUCCUCCCAACGACUGGUACCAGUUAAGAGAUGAAUGACUGCAUGACUAUGAUGAUUUCUAAGACUAGGGUGAAUAACAUUUCACGUCAAAGCAGUUGGCCACAUAAAAAGGCGCCCACCAAAAUAAGGUCUGAAGGUUGCUGCUACAAGAUGGGAGCCUGGCUACCAGUGACCAUCCUCUUUCAGCUAGCAUCACUAACAGCUGCAGCAACCUACUUUGUCAAAGGUGACAACAACUGCAACUCCUGCUGCAGGGGUCUUCCUGGGCCUCCAGGAGUGCCUGGCUUGUCUGGUCUCCAUGGUGAAAGGGGCAAAGAUGGCCUGCCAGGACCCAGGGGAGAUAAAGGGGAGGAGGGGCCUGCAGGUUCAGCAGGACCUGUUGGCCCAAAAGGAGAUGAAGGAGAUAAAGGUCAGCGUGGAAGAAAAGGUCAAAAGGGUGAAUGUGGAUUGCCUGGUCCUGAAGGGCCCAAAGGUGAUCUAGGCCCUAAAGGUGAGACUGGCAUCAAAGGCUCUCAAGGCUUUAAAGGUGAAAAAGGCGAUCGCCCACCACACAUUGCUUUUUCAGUCAGCCGCAGCGAGCCCUUGGGUCCAGUGAUGCAGAAGACACCUGUGACCUUCGACAAGGUGCACACCAACCUUGGCAACAGCUUUGAUGUCUACUCCUCACACUUCAUCUGCAAGGUAAAUGGCACAUACAUGUUCACUGUUCAUGUGCUUGGGGCUGAGAACUGGACAGCCUAUGGGUGGAUCAUGCUGAACAGUGACCAUCAAAUGGCCUUUCACGGAGACGCACAAGCGCGCCAUGGGACAGGCAGCAACAGCAUCAUCCUCCAGCUUAUUCGCGAAGACCAUGUGUGGAUUCAGCUCAACGCCAACUCAUCGCUCCUGAACCACUUUUCUUCCUUUUCUGGCUUCAUUCUUUUUGCCGACUGAUGUUCCUAUUUGCUCAGUAUUGCAAAAAAUGAAGUUGGAAACAAUGCACCGUUUUUUAGGAACAGGCCAGCAUUAUGACAGAUUUGAGGUGAUCCAAUUAACAAACUUUAUUGUUUCUCAGUACAAUUUUUGUCACUACAAAAGCAAAGACUGUUUCAUCUACACAUUCCAUAAGGUGAAUGUCAUGCUUGAAUUGCUACUUUACUGAUGUCUUAGGAAAAUAAAUACUUUUAUCAGUGCUUCUGCUAAGGCUAAAUUCUUUGGGGCCCCAGGGACCCCUUCUUCAGAUUUUUAAGGGGUCCCUGUUCUUCUCCCAAAUUUGAAGGGGACCCAUUGACGAAAAUUGAAGAGGUCCUCCGAACUUUUAAUGCGUACAGUACACAAUUUUUUGCAUAAGCAGAAGCCCUGUUUUAUACUAUAUGGCAAAAGAACCCAAACAACUUUCUUUUGGUCAAGUGACUUCACUGAAUGAUGCAGAGCAAACUAAUUAUGGGUGGGAUUUAUGAACUUAUUUAACAAAGAUUUUUCAAAUGUAUUGUCUAUUUGCAAUUUUUCAAGUAUGUUGUAUUGUUAGUCUGAUUAAAAUUGUGUGCUUUAAAUGUUAAUAGUUAUUUAUAACAAAUACAAUAAAUAUUGCCAAAAAUGUAAAAAAAAUAGGUUUUAUAUUUAUAUAUCAAUGCAAACGUAAUCAAAUCGAGCAUAUUAUCUCAUUAGUAAAUAAUAAAAUCUUACUAAAAUGCAAAAUCAUUAAAAUUAAUCUUUCACUAACCUUAAUAAUAGUAUGAUGAUGAAAGACUGUGCAUACCACAUUUACAUAUUUGAAAAACCCAUUUUUGUGUAUCUCUAACAAAAAUAAGGAUCCAUAAUAAUGCAUCCGUAAAGCACUCAACAAGUCAGAUCAUUUUAUAACAAAUUUGGUUUUGGUAGAUAAUGUCUCUGGAUUUAGCAGUUUCCUUUUACAACUUGGGGCUACCUGAUUAGUGCACUAAACUGUGGAGUUAGAGAUUAUGGGUUUGAGCCUGCUUACGUAGAAGAUGGAAAACUCAGUCUCAAACAGAAAUGAUAGCUAAUUUAUGAUGGAAGAUAAAGGUAGACGAGGAUGGGGAGGAAGAAAAGUACUCUACAGCCAUACACUGUCCUUAUACUAUAAUAGAUAUAUAUAUGUUUUAGGCACUCUGCUGUGGCAGCCUUUAUCUUUACCUCCAAACAGGCUUCCAACUUUCUCUCCAUUCAAAACCUAUUUUCCCCAAUAGUACAGAAUCACUACAAUGAUCAAACCCUUUUUCCAUUCAGACUAACCACUCAACAUGCAAUUGUGCAACUACAAUAUAGCACUAUAAAAAUUAAUGAGACAUAAAGAUGAUUUCACAACAGCCAUAUCACUAAAGUUCAUUCCAUUGGUCUUUUAUCUACAAUUACAUCUGUGACAACAGCAUCAUGCAACCUGUUUUUUUAUUUCCACGAGUAUUCAGAUGAAACAUACUGCUUCAAUUGAUUUUGUUUACUAUUUAUGGUUUAUUUGCAGUUGAGUAAAUUGUCAAGAGUU
Molecule: messenger RNA, 3106 nt
Organism: Pomacea canaliculata
Lineage: Eukaryota; Metazoa; Mollusca; Gastropoda; Architaenioglossa; Ampullariidae
Product: complement C1q subcomponent subunit B-like
Exons: 3
Coding region: 658-1560 (300 amino acids)
Molecular function (GO): protein binding
Source: RefSeq, a predicted model, not a curated record